GCAGGGCGCAUGCAGACCAUCAGGCUGUGUGCUUUCCGAGCCGGGGACUAAUUUCCAGCCCCGCACUUGGGUCUGGGUAAACAGCACCGCCCCGGUGCUUGUUUGUUAUAAGUGUGGAGCGAUCCAUCGCGGAGCGCCGGGCUCGAUUGACACUGUCUGCUGAUCUGCUUGCUGCGGAUUGCUCUGAAUAACAAGGCUGCUCGCUAAUUCCCGUCCGCCGGGGCUUCCUCCGAAACACCGCCGGAGUACGGUCCAAAAACAGCCAGCGAGGCAGGCAGCGACGCCGCGCCGCCGGGCUCCGCACCUCACCAUGGCUUCGGGAGACCUUUACGAGGUGGAGCGAAUCGUGGACAAGAGGCGAAACAAGAAGGGUAAGUGGGAGUACCUGAUUAGGUGGAAAGGUUACGGAAGUAAGGAGGACACAUGGGAGCCGGAGCACCAUCUACUGCACUGCGAGGAGUUUAUUGACCAGUUCAACAGCUUGAGACUGCACUCACACAAACGGCCCAAAGUCCCAAAAACCCACGGGGAGCCCCUCAGCAGCAGCUACCCCGCGGCAACAGACAACUCCAGAGCCCGGUCCGAGGCGCGGAAGAAGAAAAGGUCUUUUGGCCCGGCUGUGGGGGUCAGAGCAGGAGGAGUUCCCGCCAUUGGGAGUGGAGCGUCGGGGCCGACUCAUAAGCAGAGGAAAGUGGGUUUAGGACCGGGAAAACACGCUUUAGGGGACAAGAUAAGAAAAACUAUGACAUACAAGGCUCCUCCAGCAGGAGGACCGCAUUUUGUUCCCCCACUGAGAGUUCCUCAUAACGGGCUCCAGAACGGAGAGACGGAGCCCAUUGUGUACAGGACGGCGGCCAGGUCGCACAGACUGCCGUCGGACAGAGCGGAAGGAGAACCGGGACACACGGAGAGCGCCGGACAGCAGUUCACCCCUGAACUAGGCUCCCCUCUCGCUAAUGGAAAGAUGCAUCUGCACAGCUCAGUAAAGCGGAAGCUGGCCGAGGAGAAGGGCUACGUGUUUGACAAGCGGCUCAGGUACAACGUGCGACAGAACGAGAGCAACUGUCGAUUUCGAGACAUCGUUGUCAGGAAAGAGGAAGGCUUCACCCAUGUCCUGCUGUCCAGCCAGACAACGGACAACAACGCUCUGACACCAGAGAUCAUGAAGGAGGUCUGUCGAGCUUUGGGGAACGCAGCUGCCGAUGACAGUAAGUUACUGCUGCUCAGCUCUGUGGGGACCGUCUUCUGCAGCGGCCUGGAGCCAUCCUAUUUGAUCGGGCGUCUGUCCACCGAUCGCAGAAAAGAGAGCAGCCGCAUCGCCGACGCCGUUCGGGACUUUGUGUUGGCAUUCAUCCACUUCAAGAAACCCAUUGUGGUUGCAAUAAACGGGCCGGCGCUGGGCCUGGGGGCGUCCAUCCUGCCGCUGUGCGACGUGGUGUGGGCCAGUGAGAGGGCCUGGUUUCAGACGCCAUGCGCCGCGCUUCACCUCACCCCCUCCGGAUGCUCCUCCUACACCUUCCCUCAGAUACUGGGCGUCGCUCUGGCCAAUGAGAUGCUGUUCUGUGGAAGAAAGCUCACGGCUCAGGAAGCCUGCAGCCGAGGGCUGGUGUCGCAGGUCUUCUGGCCAACCACAUUCAACCAGGAAGUGAUGCUUCGAGUGAAGGAAAUGGCGUCAUGCAAUGCCCUGGUUUUAGAAGAAUCCAAAUGCCUGGUGAGGAGCAUCCUCAUGUCCGUUCUGGAGGAAGUGAACGAGAAGGAGUGCCAGAUGCUGAAGCAGCUGUGGUGUUCAACCAAAGGUCUGGAGGCGCUCUUCAGUUACCUCCACAACAAGACGCACGAGAAGUGAUCCUCCACGCACUGACGGCCCGGGCCUGGCCGCGCGGGUCUGAAGCUACCUAUGGAAGGACGACAACUAUGCUGUGAUCUCAAAGUGCAUUAUGGGUCUUUGUUUGCAUCCGUCGGCUGAGUGGAUUCUCUUGAUCCCUGUUUACUUACAGUUCAAAUUCCGUCUUGUUUUUGUAAAGCAGCUUUUCUACGGGGCUCCCUGAAGUCCACAUGUCCAUCCUCUACAUUGAAACGGUCUCAGAGCAAAGGGCCAAAUGAGCAUUGCUUCAACGCAGGGAGGCGCAGCGUUUCUCUGUAUCUAUGUGACGCUGAAUCAUCAGGAUGUCUGAAUGCACAUGAUAAAGUGAUAAUAAUAUAUAUGAAUUUAUAUUUAUUUCUAGCGUGUAGAAGAGUCGCUCUCUGUACAUGCAUUUUGGAGGAUUUCUUUUAGUUGCCUGUUUUAUUUGUGUGUGUGUGUGUGUGUGUGUGUGUGUGUGUGUGUGUGUGUGUGUGUGUGUGUGUGUGUGUGUGUGUGUGUGUGUGUGUGUGUGUGUGUGUGUGUGUGUGUGUGUGUGUGUGUGUGUGUGUGUGUGUGUGUGUGUGUGUGUGUGUGUGUAUAAACCAAAGUUUGCAUGAGGACUCGGCUUGCUCCUUAACAUGCACAUUCCCUUUUGUCUUGAUGGACUGAAGCAAACCCUCCACACUGGAGAUUCUCAUCCAGUGAUGCAUUUUUAUUUGACGGUAAAAGAACGUACAAUCUGUCUGGGUGAUUGCAACAAAAAAAUUGACACUUUUUUUUUUUAAACACUUUGAUUUGUUCUUUAUACUGUAAAAAAAAAUCUAAGUCACUGUGCAGAAAUUUACUUUUCCAGUUAGUGCAUCUUCAUUAGCAGUUAACGAUAUUCUUCUGUUUAGUAAAACAAAGCUGUCUGAUUUUGGAAAUGUCUUUACAAUAAUGUUUGAUUCUUUUUAACACGCCAUAAAACAGACCAGCAGUCAGAACCUUUCAUUUACUCGGAGAUAAUCUGCUUGACAUCUAGAUUUUAAUGCCAAGUAAAACACAUUUGAUUUUUAUUUGCAAGUUUAAAAAAAAAUAAUUGGGUAAAAGUGUCAUGUGUAGAAUAGCACUAAAUAUAUGGGAAUAAAUAAGGAGAUGGCACAUAUCACAGGAGAUAAAAGAAGAUUAACUGCAUCCCAUCUCGUACUGUGAUGGUUUGCAUGACAUGGUUUCCCGUUUUCAAUGCAGAUUGUAGCUGUGUGAAACGUGUGUCUGUUUUUAUUUAUUCAACUUUGUUUCCUUCCUUUUUUUCAAGAAAACCAGAUGAUUAUGUUCAUAAAACCUUACAGCUAUAUUUCUUAGUUGUGUGUUCAUAGGGCUCACUAAACGCACCAUGUCCUCAGUGUUGUCGGUGAACAAUAUUGUGACAUUGAAACUUUUGUGUCACUGGAGUCGACCCUGUCCUUACCUGCAUGUGGUAACUCUAGAUUUCAAUACGUUUUAUAUUGCGAUGUGUAUCAUAUUUAGGGAUCUAUUUUGUUUUACCAAAAUGUAAAUGUGUGUAGGUCUGUGUAAAUUGUUUUGUAAAACUUGUCCCUUUUUGCAGUUAUACACAUGCAGUACAGAAUAAUAUUAUAUAUGUAAAUGUAGAUUGUUUUUCUGUAACUACUUGCAUGUAAUAUACUGUAUAAAUGUGAUGGCUGUCUUAAUACCUUGUGCUCCAGGGUAUGUUUUGUACCAGCAUUGUAAGUAUUGUUAGAAAUGUUGCCGUUUAUUUUUGUAUUUAUUUGAAGGAACUGGUUGUGCAGUGCCAUGUGGUUUCCUUUGCUCCUCUAAUCACACUUUCUAAAUUAAACUUUGAUGAGCAACCUGUGUCGGCACCGAAUUCUAAUACCAAAAUCCAAACACUAUUGUCGCACAAAAGUUUACUUUUGAAAGCACCAACGUCAGAGUAGCCUUUUGCUUUAAAUCAUUCAGAGGCAUGUUAAAUAAUUUGGAAUAUUUGAUGUUUUAUUUAGAUUCAUCACUAUAAAUUAUAAUUAUACCUGAGCCCUGGAGAACUUAAUCUCUGUCCUUAUUAUUCGCAUACUCAAAAUAUUUGCAGACUGAUUUGUGGGGUUUUUUUUCCAGUGAAUCUACUCCCUGUAUUCACUCCAAUUUUAUUUAUCAGUCAGUAAAAACUAGCUUCUGUCCCCAGUGUCUGAUUUUGUCAGGAGAGGUGGCGACUUGCAGUGCAGCUUCUGUAAAGCGUCGCAAAUUAUUCAGGUCUGCUGAAUGUUAAUUACACUGAUCCUCUGAAACAGGGGGUUUUAUGUAUUUAUUCAUUUAUUUAUUUUAAAAUUUUCCUCUGUGUGCAACCUAAAGUAGAAGAAGCAUGUUGCUUUGAGAAACACUGAUUCGUCUCCUGGAGUCCAGAUGGAAAUCACCACCUGAGCGUGUUUCAGGUUUACUUGAUCGAGGAGUGUCUAAAAUCAAAAAUCUUCUGUCAGAUAUUUAUUAUAAACAACAAAUCUUUAGUCACAUUUCUGUAUUUUUCUUUGCUCCUCACCACUGCAACCUGUGUGUAUUUACAAAUUCAUCCUUUUUUCCUUCCCUGCAUCGUCUGAAAGCACACCUUAGGGUGCCUUAUAGUUUAAAUAUCUGUCAAUCAUUGAUCAAUACAUCGUGAUGGGUCGAGUGAUGUGCUUCAAAUAAAUUAU
Salarias fasciatus (jewelled blenny) is the source of this 4521-nucleotide messenger RNA. Its product is annotated as chromodomain Y-like protein 2. Bases 311 to 1846 code for a protein of 511 amino acids. Gene Ontology annotation, molecular function: transcription corepressor activity. NCBI's taxonomy places the organism in Eukaryota, Metazoa, Chordata, Actinopteri, Blenniiformes, Blenniidae. The transcript has 7 exons. The record is from RefSeq and is a predicted model, not a curated record. Gene Ontology annotation, cellular component: nucleus.